ACGGGAUCAGCACAAGCAUCUCUUCUAGAAACCAUGUGGCUCAUAAACGCCCACACCUACGAGCUGGUGGACGUCGGGAGUCGUCUGGAGCGGUACGCUAUCCUCUCGCACACCUGGGGCCCAGAGGAGGUUUCGUUCCAAGAAUACCAGGCUGGAAGCGCAAGGCACAAAUCCGGUUAUAGGAAGAUUGUUUCCACUUGCCACCGGGCCCAAGAAGAUGGCUAUGACUAUGUAUGGGUCGACACUUGCUGCAUCGAUAAAACCAGCAGCGCUGUUUUGAGCGAAUCCAUCAACUCCAUGUUCAAAUGGUAUCAAGAUGCGGCCAUGUGUUACGCCUUCCUCGAAGAUGUUGAAGGCCAUGACGACUUUCCGAAUGCUCGGUGGCAUACUCGUGGGUGGACGCUGCAAGAGCUUUUAGCGCCUCGGGAAGUUGAAUUCUACAACUCAAAGUGGCAACAUAUGGGUACGAGACGAGAUCUAGCUGGACCGAUCCAAAGUGUGACCGGGAUUGACAGGAGAGCUCUGCAAGGAAACGGCUCUAUUGUAUAUGUUCGAGCUGCCAGCAUAGCAACGAAGAUGGCAUGGGCGGCCGGUCGGGAAACAACGAGAGAUGAAGAUAUCGCCUAUAGCCUGCUCGGAAUCUUUGACGUCAAUAUGCCCCUCUUGUACGGUGAAGGCGGCUCCAAGGCUUUCCAGAGACUUCAAGAGGAAAUUAUCAAGCGGAACUUAGACCAGACAUUCCUCGCCUGGACUUUGCCAUCGGGUGAUACAGGAGAACCCACGGAUCUGCUUGCGUCUAGCCCAGAAUGCUUCGCCAGAUCGAAUUGCAUCUCUACAAUCAAUGAAGACCUUGCGCCAUUUUCUCUCAACAAUCAGGGGCUCCAAAUACGACUGCCUAUCUUCAGAGCUAGAGGCAAGAGAAACUCAUAUGUUGCUGUCCUUUCAUGCGUAAAGGAUCACCCAACGAGCCGCAUUGGAGUACGACUGAGAGCUAUAGAUCGGAAUGCGAAGGUCCUGGUCCGGCAAGGCGUCAGCAGACUUCGACUGGUAACAGAGGCGGAAUAUGAUUCUGCCACCAUUAGGGACUGCUCUCUGUUGAGAUCAGUUUUAGCAGGGAACCGUCGCUUUAUGAUAGUUCGCUUCCCCGGAUACGCAGGCUUUCGACAUCUGCAAUGGCGACAAAUGGUUUACCUUGAUCCGUCUGACCACUGGCAUUAUAUGGCCACGGAGAUGGAGAGAUUCGAGCUAACUCCCUUCCGAGCCGGUGACACCCUAUCGUAUGGUAUCAUCUUCACAGAACCGUCCGAAGAACAAUACUCCAAUACGACACAUACCCCAGCUGAGCCCGAACCGCAGAGACGCAGGUCAUUUCAGAAAGUGUCCAAAAUCCUUGUACGGGUCGACAUUGAUGUCGGUUCUCCGUAUGCGGCCACAGUCAGUAUACAACGGUUUAGGGAUACAACCAGAAACCGGCUUAGCGUGAAUGCCAUACCAACCACUCACAUGGACGUAUCUGCCGGUAGGGAUGCUACAAUCCAGAUAGGCCCUCAGAGAACUCGGUGGGGCCCCGCCGAGAGUCGCUCACGGAGUAGACCUUUUCAGUAUGUGUUACGUCUCCUCCCCCAUUGGUACCUCGAUAUCCUUGCUCUACUACUACCACUGCAUAAAAGACCAAAAACACUGAGGACAAAGCUAUCGUGGGAGCGACAUGCCGGACAAGAUAACCUCGUUGUCGACAUUGGAGUCAUUCAACCGAGCGUCUGGCGUUGGGUCAUGGAUAUAUCGUUCCCCCACGCCUUCAUUAUCUACUUUCUCCCAUUAUAUUGCGCAACGCGUGUUACGAUCGUUCUUUUUCCUCCUACAGCGGAUGCAUCGAUGCCAAAGUCAAGCUUUUUGACUCUCUAUAUUGGUCUCGUGUUAUCAAUCGUGACCCUUUGCCUGGGACUCAAUAUGGGAUCCAGCGGCGUCCUGCUGUUUCUUCUCGGCGCAGCAACCUUGAAUCUGGUUCCGACAAAGCUGGACCGACCCGCAUUGUUUUUGGGUGUUAAUUUGAUCGCAUCUCUGUUAAAGCCAGAGAAGCGCGAAACUCUACUAGACUUACUACAAGUAGGGGUCACCAUUCUUUUUAUCGUUAUAGGGAGUGGCUCCCUCGUCUUAUGGAUGUCCAGCGUAUUUACUUCAUGUUACCGCAAGGCGCAACAACAUGCACCCCCUUCCACAAUCAUGACCUCUCCUCCGCUCACAUCCGCACAAACGCACGCUCUCUUUGACAUCCUAAUCCACCACCAGCUGUACGCCGAAAUCGAAGCCUUCAAAUACCCUCAAGCCAUCUCCACAUAUGGAUACCCGUUCCGUAAGAAUGAUGGCGUCCAGACAACUUCGCCGCUGCUUCAGAAUAUGUUGAACAAGUUCGUGUUGCGGUUACCUGGCUUGAGAAAUGUGGGAGUCGAUUUCUGGCAGGAUAAGGUCAAGGUGUUGGUGGAGAAGUUGGGCGAUGCGGAGUUGAGUGAGAGUUAUGAUAAAGGAGCUAUCGGGGCGAGGAAGGCUAUGGCGACUGCGAUCAGCAGUAUGCUUGACCUCGCAUCUCUCUUACACCAUGUUUUUAUAAUGUCCCCGGACGGCCAGUAUAUCCUCCGGCUAAUCGAGAACGUCCAUCGACUUGUGCCAUAUUACCUUGUCAAGCAGACUUUACGAGUGGGCAAUGCAGCAACAAUGAUCAACGGCAUGGUCAAGCUGGUCUUGACCAAGGUUUCUUUCACUGCUGUUACGAACUGGAUGGGUAUUACCAACAAUGCAAACGACGGAAUGAAUCUGAUGCAGCAGAUUAUCUCUACGGUCAUGGCUUGGGACACAGCAGAGUUCCAGCGACGGGCCCAGAAACUAGAAUCCCAGCGCGACGCACCAGAGAAGAAGGUCUUCAAAGCAAUACGGAACUACGUAUAUGCGUCUCGCGACACCCACGAGGCAGGGAGGAACAUCUCGAUACGGGAAUCAAAAUCCAUCAUCUGUGUGAUUCUGGAAACGUCCGAUCCGCACAUCGACCCUGAUACCUUGACCGCACAUCAUCACGACCUUGCUAUGGAGCACUACAGCACAAUGCUCUCAAUACGCGAUAGAGAAGAACUCACCAAGAUCCUUUGCAAAAUGCAGCCGGACCUCCUGACAUCCGCUAUACGGGACCUAGUAUCAGCGUUCGAACCCAUUAUCAGGGCAGUUCACAACGCCGUUGAUCUCUCUGGCACUGUGACGGAUGCCGAAAACUUCAUCGAUGACCUGAUCAAAGUCUCCAAACCGAAGAAACUCAACAGUGCCAACGGUCCCGGUAGUAAAACAUCAAGCGCAAAUAACAGCCGCUCCAGCUCACCUGGUCCUGUCCCUCUUGAUGGUUCCGCAAGCGCGGCGGACUCUUCUCACCUGAGCCCCUCUAGCAUGCCAACAGUGGAAGACUACGUUCAACUCCUCCGCAAACACGUUCCCUCUGCCCACAAAUUCUUCCAUCAGGUCGCGAAGAACGCACCCGAUCUUGCAAAUCAAUACCUCGAGUAUGCGAAAUCCUGUGUCGGCGAGUUCCGCACGCACGGCUCCGGAAACGAGGGCCAUGCCUCUGGAGGCGCUGGUGACAUGACGGGCCCAUUGCACUCGCUGUUUUCAUCAUUGCCGACAGAAAAGCAGGAACAGCUAAAGCCGCUACUAGACAAACAUGCGAAGCACCUCGAACAGCUUACCAGAACGUCCCGCUCUCGGCUUAAGACACUCGUCCGUACGACAACUCAGCCUACUUCUUCCCAACCAAACGAGCAGUCGCACCGCAAGCAUUACGGUACAACUCACGGCCCGGGUAUAUAUCUCUCCCGCUGGCACGCCCUUCUCGACAGCACACUCAUCUCCCCUGGGAGCAUGCGUGGACCUGUCCGUCACGGUUAUGAGGUCAAUGGCGAGCUUGACGGAAAGGGGUUGAAGGUGGAUACUCUGCUACCAUCUAGACAUAAGAAGAGGGCGCCUAGUCGCCAGAGGAGGAAUAGUCUUGAUGGAGCUGGUGAUGAGGCAGAGAGAAUGGAAAGGAGGAGGGAUGGCAGGGAGGGUGAAAAGAUGGAAGAGGUGUGGUACGGGAUGAGGGAUGGGUGGAUAGGGGUUUGCAAGGGAUUGGAGGUCAUGGGUCCGGAUGAAUAUUGUUCCAAAGAGAAAAGGCGGUUUGACGACAGCGAUUCAAUCAACUGA
Molecule: messenger RNA, 4218 nt
Organism: Westerdykella ornata
Lineage: Eukaryota; Fungi; Ascomycota; Dothideomycetes; Pleosporales; Sporormiaceae
Exons: 5
Coding region: 34-4218 (1394 amino acids)
Source: RefSeq, a predicted model, not a curated record